Anguilla anguilla (European eel) is the source of this 1379-nucleotide messenger RNA. Its product is annotated as trace amine-associated receptor 13c-like. Gene Ontology annotation, biological process: G protein-coupled receptor signaling pathway. The record is from RefSeq and is a predicted model, not a curated record. Bases 15 to 1019 code for a protein of 334 amino acids. NCBI's taxonomy places the organism in Eukaryota, Metazoa, Chordata, Actinopteri, Anguilliformes, Anguillidae. The transcript has a single exon. Gene Ontology annotation, molecular function: trace-amine receptor activity. Gene Ontology annotation, cellular component: membrane.
UAACCACUUCCUUCAUGAAUCUCACAGAAGAGCAUCAAGAGACACCCUGUGUCCAUUCAAACUUUUCUUGUUUGCAAACUUCACCAACAGCAACAGAAAUGUUGCUGUAUAUGUCUGUAGCGGUAGUUGUCUCACUGACCGUGUGUGGAAACUUGCUUGUGAUCAUCUCCAUCUGUCACUUCAAGCAGCUUCAGACACCAACUAAUUUCCUUGUGCUCUCUUUGGCCAUGGCGGACUUUCUUGUUGGGGUAAUUGUGAUGCCCCUCUAUUUUACUAUGUGGAUAGAUCCAUGGAGGUGCUUUGAUAUUUUGUAUUGCACAACUUUUAAAGUAGCAGCUUAUUACUUUACUUGUAUAUCAAUUUAUAAUGUAGCUUUAAUUACAUUGGACCGUUAUCUUGCUCUCUCCAACCCUUUUCACUAUUCCAUGAAAAUGACAGUGAAUGUAACUUUGAGGAUGAUAGCCAUAUUGUGGUUGUAUUCAUUAAUCUACAGUAUGGUGCUUCUUUAUUUCAAUGGAGAUAUUACUGACAUGAAAGCAGACAUCACAUGUGGUGAGUGUUCUGUUACAGUUAAUAAGGUCUGGGCUAUUGUUGACUUCAUAAUUGCAUUUGUUUUACCAUGCUCAAUGAUUGUAAUUAUAAACUUGAAAAUUUUUGCUAUCGCUAAAAAGCAUGCAAAUAAAAUUAGGAGUGUCAGAAAGUGCCCAAAAAACGAUCAUGGUUCUAUGGCCUCUGAAAGGAAAGCAGCAAAAUCCCUUGGAAUUCUAGUGGCAGUCUUCCUUCUGUGUUUAGUACCCUACUAUGUAAGUGCCUUUGUUGAUAUUUAUUUCAGGAACAAAUCUGUCCAUCUUGCAAUUUCAAUUACAGCACCUCUAGUAUAUUUGAAUUCUUCCAUCAAUCCAAUCAUUUAUGCUCUUUUCUAUCCAUGGUUUCAGAGGUCUGUUAAACUCAUACUAACACUCAGAAUAUGUGGCAAAGAGUCUUCCAUCUUGAACGUACUUGAACGGGAAACACUGUAAGAAGUUGUUCUUUUCUAAAGUUCCUUGUCUUUUUUCAAACUUAGAAAACUGCUUUUAAUGUAUACUCCCUGGUGUUGGAGUAUAUUACAGAAUUAGAUCAAACAGACUGGUUGUAUGUUUUACUGAUUUAAAAAAAUAUUCACAAUGGUGCCAUUUUGGAGUGUAUCUGUUUUUAUAUUUGACAACACAAUGUUUCUAUAAUUUGAUUGAAUGCCACUGUUUUCCUUUCUUGUAUUUUUUUAUAUAAUAAAAUAAGGUCAAUUGAGAAGUACAAGAAAUUUUCUUAGUCGUCAGUGGGCAGCAUGAGCUAAAGAAUUUUUUUUAAAUUGUGUAGUACUAAUUACUUCUCAUCCUGAGUCA